Molecule: messenger RNA, 2800 nt
Organism: Parasteatoda tepidariorum (common house spider)
Lineage: Eukaryota; Metazoa; Arthropoda; Arachnida; Araneae; Theridiidae
Source: RefSeq, a predicted model, not a curated record
UUUCCAAAGAUAAAACUAUGUGCAUACACGGUUCUGCAAUUGAAUAUGAUUUGUGCAUUGUUGGUGCUGGUAUGUUUGGCAGCGCUGCGGCUAGACAUGCAUCCGUUAAUCCCACACUAAAAGUUUGUUUGAUAGGACCUGAAGAACCUACGGAAGAAGAGUUCAAAAAUCGUGAAAUCUUUGGAGCUCACUACGAUGAAGGAAGAAUUGUUCACGCAAAUGAAACUUGUGAAGCAUAUCAAACUUUAAAUAGAGAGUCCAUUAGCAGAUUUCGAGAAAUCGAGAAAUUAUCAGAUAUCAAAUUCUACAACCCAUGCGGAUCAAUGUUAAUAUUUGACCAACACCAUUAUGAAACUUGGCAUCUUUUGGACAAAAACACACCUGGGUGCACUCAGUGCGUUGAUCUAUCUUCAAAAGAUAUUUUCUACAGAAGGUUUCCGUUUUUCAAAGUAAAGGAAAAUGCAUCGAUAUUUUUUGAUGAUAUGGGAUCUGGUUAUAUUAGUCCGAGGAAUAUGGUUGCUGCGCAGAAGAAAGUCGCAAAAAUGCAAGGAUGUCAUAUAAUUGAUGACGUUGUCGAAGAAGUUAGAGAGCCAGUUAAUGGACUGCACGAGGUAAUAACUGAACACAACAUAUGUAUAAGAGCAAAAAGAAUUCUAUUGUGUCCAGGAGCUUUCAUAAACUUAAAAAAGUUUUACCCGAAUAAACCGCUGAAAACUUCUUUGCGUAAAGAAACAGCCACAUUUUUGAGCAUACCAAAAGAAGAAGCAGUAAGACUAAGUUCGAUGCCAACUGUGAUAACCCGUAACGAAGGUCCUAAAAAUCAGCCAGAUAUCAUUGGUUCCUAUAUCUUACCGCCGAUUAAAUAUCCUGAUGACAAACACUACUUGAAAAUUGGUCACAUAGGAGAGAUAGUAAACUCAGAAUUAACCACAUUGGAUGAAGUUAAGAAAUGGUAUCAAUCAACUGGCAGUGAAGAUACUCUGAGUUUCUUUUCUAGAAUGCUUAAGGAUUUAUUGCCAGGUUUAAAAGUUGAAAAGAUCUUUAAUGUUCCAUGCGUCACAGCUGACAGUCCUACAGGCUUUCCUUACAUAGAUCGAUUAACACCAACCGUAACUGUGGCAGCUAUUGGAAAUUCUAGGGGUGCAGCUAUGUGUGAAGAAGUUGGUCGAUUAGCAGCCCACUUAAGUGUUACCGGAAAAUGGGAUUCCAAAAUCUCAAAAUCACUUUUUGAAGUUAUCUAUGAAUGAUCAGUCAUUUCAAGCAUGUUUAAAUUAUUUUUCAUUCAAGAAUUGAUAUUGUAUAACUGUAUAUAAUGCAAUUUUUUAAAAAAAAAAUGGAGAAAAAUUAAGAGUUACUUAUUAUGAAAAUAAUUUGUAAUCUAAUUUAGCUCAUUGGAUUUUGUAUAAAUCUUUGGAAAUAUUGAAAAUGUUGCAAUCUGUAUGAAUCUUUGGAUUAUUGUUGAAAAUGUGGAAAAUGUUGCAUUUUGUAUGAAUCUUAGCAUUUGUAUGAAUUCUAAAUGCAUAUUUUCAUGAAGGUUGGUUUUAAUAUGAAUUUUUCAGGGAAAUAUAUUUUCAAGAGACAUUUUAGAAAGUUAGUUUUAACUGUACAGGCUGUCUCAUAAAUUGGGACUUAUCUUAAACAGCAAUUAUGACGUACAUACCAUGAAUUAAGAAAAUGCACCAGAGAGAUUUAUAAAAAAUUUCACAUUAUAAUUGUUUUAGUAUUUUUAAUGAUAAAAUUACUUUCGGAAACAUAAUGUAAAUACCCUAUCAAAUCAGAGGUGUACAGUUUAAUCUAUACCAUGUGCUACUUUUUUUUCUUUUUUUAAUCUCCAUGCUAACAAAUGAUGCUUAUUAAUACUUUUAAUUUUGCAACCUAUGCCAUAUGGUGAAAAGAAUUUCUUUCCCCAUCGUUUAUCCUUUAUAUUACCCUUCGAUGUAAGGGGUCUUUGACCCUUUGUGCUUGCAGGUCACAUCAAUAAAUUGCACAGAUUACGCAUCUAAAUAAUAUAGGCAUAAAAAUUCCAUAAUAUUGAAGAGAAUCAGAGCACAGUUUCCUAUUUGCUAUGGUUUCUAAAAUGUGGUGUUGUGCUAAUUGUAAUAAAAUUCUACUAGAAUUAAUUCAUUUUAUAUACUAAUAUUAUAACAAAAUAUGAUUAUAUUAUAUUGUCAUAAUAAAUACAGCUACUGCACUAAUGCGAAUGAAAAAAAGAUAUUAUGAAAAAAUAAACAUAUUUGAGGCUUGAAACUGUUUUCGCAUAGCAUCAACAACUUGCAAAAUAUUAGUACAGUAGAGAACCAUUUAUCCGGUAUCCAGAUAACCGGGAAACCAGAAAACCGGGAAAAAGUUUGCUCGAAUUUCCCGCCAUUUUAAACUAGAACGAAAAAAGCGGAAAUUGGACUCAUCCUUGUAGUUGAGUAGAGGUAAAUGUAAGGAAGGGGAAGAUUUUUUUCCCCGUUUACCCAGAGAAACGUCAUUUCCUCCGUGACCUUGAAGGCAGGGAAGGGAGGAAUGUUUUAUUUUUUAAUUUAGGCCGUCAAUCAAACUCAAGGGUGUGGCAUGCUGAUUUCGUUUUCUGCUUGAUUUACGAGGGGGGUGGGGAAAAUGCAUUGCAUGCAUAUCAGUGAAUAGAAAAAGAAAAGAGAAAAAUAUAUUUAUUUGACAUCGACUAAUAAAAAUAAAAUCUUUUUCUUUUGAAUAAAUUCUCAUUCUUUGGAAGAGCGGUAUCAAUUGCAAGUUUUUCUUGGUGUGGAAUCACAUCUGCUGUAAUUAAAAAUCUUGUUUUUAUCAACAAAAAAAA